Molecule: messenger RNA, 162 nt
Organism: Cladocopium goreaui
Lineage: Eukaryota; Dinophyceae; Suessiales; Symbiodiniaceae
Source: the annotation of a GenBank genome assembly
AUGCCUAGCCACAAAACACCUCUCGGCGCCCGCGACGCGAAAUUGUCGCCGGGCGACGUGGCGGCUGUGGCGGCUGCAGCGCAGGCCACGUUCCAGGCGCUAACGCAGGCGUUGGAGGAGCGCUGGCCACUGUUGCAGGCGCUGGAGGCGAGCGCCUCCGAG